This is a messenger RNA of Annulohypoxylon maeteangense, 3190 nucleotides long. RefSeq names its product cytidine deaminase-like protein. Lineage: Eukaryota; Fungi; Ascomycota; Sordariomycetes; Xylariales; Hypoxylaceae. The transcript is spliced from 3 exons. Gene Ontology annotation, molecular function: tRNA-specific adenosine-34 deaminase activity. Gene Ontology annotation, biological process: tRNA wobble adenosine to inosine editing. Bases 531 to 2531 code for a protein of 666 amino acids. The record is from RefSeq and is a predicted model, not a curated record. Gene Ontology annotation, cellular component: cytoplasm; nucleus.
CAUCUUUAUUUUUUUCAUCUAAUAUCAAUCAUGAUUAUUUACCCAUAUCACACACAAAUCACUGUCAUCUUCUGAAUUUUCUACUUCCCUAUAUUUCGUAGCGGCUUUUAAAUGGCCCAAAAAUCGAAACAUAGCAAUUUCGUAGAUGCACCUUCGUUAAAAAUCUGGGUAGAUUCUAUCAGCCACGUUCCUAUCGAGGUCGCCAUCUCCAUAGGAAUCGAACUAACGAGAGGAUAUAUGCAGGUCUCACCUUACUAUUUAUUGAGAGCUAUAAUUAGCGUUAACUCAUCUAAUAACUAGCAGUCUUUUUAUGUUUGAUCGGUGUAGGUGGUGACAGCUUCACAUCUCUUUUUUUUGGAUGACUGGAAAGUGCAAUAAUUACAUGAGUCUACCUGGUUAAGCAAGAGAGGGAGUCAUAAUUUUCCAAAUAGGGAAAACGCACAUUCACAUCGAGGAAGGAACGAAAGGGGACAUAACGGAAAGAGCAAGGGAAAGUUUUUUUUUUUAAAAAAAAAAAGAGGAAGGAAACAAUGGCGGGACACAAAAUGUCAGGUUACGUCGCGAGCCUCCGGCAGGCACUGUUUGCAUCUUUCAUCCAACUCUUCAAUCGUAUCUUUCCAUUUAACUCGACGGCAGAAAAGGCACCGCCUAAAACAGCACAGCAACAGCCAUCAAACCCUUCAAAAGCUUCUACUGCCAAAAAUAAAAACACCGAUUCACCUCUUUUAUCUUCUUCAUCACUUUAUCUUCAUUCUUCACACGAACUUCGUCACAGCUCUCCACAGUCCUUCAUAGACCUUGAACAAGGUAUUCAACCCUCUUUUUCUUCUUAUUUUUCUUCCCUGUCUUCAUCCCAAGACGAAUAUACAAUGGCACCGAACAAGAAACGCGGUGGCCGAAAGCGAGGCGGCUCCAAGAACAACGCCAAUGGCAACGGUAUUGGUGAUGGUAAUUCUUUACCCGACGCGCCUAGUGCUCCCUCCAACGGCCCGUCAAACGCCAUCAGUAAUCAAUUUACGGCCACCCAACCCACUGUACCGUCCCCGGCCUUACAGGGCUCUGGCCCGGCUCGUGCCACCUCUCCAACCAAUCAAGGUGACACCAAAGCCAACUCUUACCAACCCGCCGGUCAACACCCUUCCGGAGCUGGAAUAGGCGAUAACGAUCGUCAAUCUUCGUCCCAACAAUCUAACUAUAGCCGAAUAGAGAAUCUUGCCACUGCUAGAAAUGCAAGUUUCUCUCAACCUCAGUCAUCGGCGUUAGAGCCACUCGUGAUCGAGAAUCAGGCGCAUAUUCAGGGAUCGGCUAACCGCAGCCAUUACGCCAAUACGGCACGCAACCCCACUCCGAACCGACCUGGCAUGGCGGAGAAUAUUCCACCUAGUAGGCUGCCCGAGGGUCCUGACUCCGAGGUUAACUCGCAUAGUAUUCAUAGCUUUCCGAAUGCAGUACAGCCCCCUCGGCCUAGCCAGGCUAUUACCACGCUCCCUGCCAAGACUGUCGUUAUUCCGCGGCCUACUGUUGCGCUACCUCUUACAGAUAAGACCGCUCCCAAGCUCGCUCCUGCAUUGCCAGCUUCUAUUCAUAACCACCUACCUGGUCUGAUCGAACCGAAGACGGAGGCGGAGCGGAUCGAAAGAGAACAUCAUCUAAAAUUUAUGCGGGCAGCACUCGAUAUGGGAAAUUUGGCCCUGAGCACUAACGAGACACCCGUUGGUUGUGUCAUAGUUUAUCAUGGAAGGGUCAUUGCUCGAGGCAUGAACGCCACGAACAAUACCCGCAACGGUACUCGUCACGCCGAGUUUAUGGCUAUAUCGGCCUUGCUUUCCCGUAAAGGGCCGGGCGACGUCGAAGAUGUUGACGGCAACCCAGCCCUCGACGAUGCUUGCUGGGGAGAUAUAGAUCCUUCAGACGGCCACCUCUAUCCCUACGGUCAGAAGCUUCACCCCGCCCCAGUGGUCAGUCGUGAUAUUUUGUCCGAAUGCAUCCUUUACGUAACAGUUGAGCCCUGCGUCAUGUGCGCGUCCCUUCUUCGCCAACUGGGAAUCAACAAGGUUUACUUUGGUGCUGUCAACGACAAGUUUGGAGGAACUGGGGGUGUUUUCAAAAUUCACAUGAACUCCAAGCCAGUGUCGAAGCCAGCAGACCGUCCCUAUCAAAAUGGAUACGGCCCCCAAGAUGUCAGUCGCAUCGCCAAGGGCAGAGUUGGUCUCGCCCCGCGCGACGAGGAUGAUGGGGACGGUGGCAAUGUAGAGCGGGGUUACUCGGUGGAGGGUGGCUAUCUCCGUGACGAUGCUGUUUCUCUACUUCGACGGUUCUAUGUCCAGGAGAAUGGCCGAGCCCCACAACCUCGCAAGAAGGAAGGUAGAGCUGCCCGCCUAUACGCCAUGGAGAACCAGGGCAAGAUCGACGAUAACGCUUCCGAUGGCUCGGACGCUGCGGCGGAUGCUGAAGAGGAUGUCGAGGUCCAAGAGGACUUAUUCGAUGGCGAGGAGAAUAUCGAGGCCGCCUACAGUCCUACGGAAUCCUAAUUCCAGGGCUCCUACUCUCAAAUAUCACUCACGACCUUGAUGAUCACGAUUCACAUACCCUGUACCAUUAUGAUGAUAGAGCUGAUUCUCACGCAUUGCAUGGAAGGCAGUCUUCUCCCGGCGCUAUCGGUUCCUUUUAUUUCUUUGUUAAUCCGGGACCAUCUCGUUGAUACUGGGCUCUUAUUUUUCCAACCAAUGAUGUCAUUGUGAGUACCAGGAUUUCGCGGCCGACAAAAAUAGAAUUAAAAAAUGGUGGGGUUGGGUUCGAGGCCACUGGUUAAUCUUGCCUCCGGAUGAGUGUACCUUAUAGCUAGACGUUUCGACUUACCCGUUCCUCUCAGAUAGUCACGUCCGUUUUCUUCACCGACAAGCCCUCUGCCUCCUAGUGAUGCACGAAUACAUGAUUCAUUGCAAUUUCAGUCUUGUCCCCCUUAUUGACGAAAUCUGACAUUGGUUGUAAGCUAAACAGCGGACGUACUACGAUCUCUCCCUCUCUCAAUAUAGGGCAGUGACUAUCUGCCAUAUCUCGCUGUUAUCCACUAGUAUAUAAGCUAAAGCAAACAACUGGAUUGGAUAGUGCAUGGGCAAUGAGAAUCGCCGGCUUCUAGAUUCGGGGGAUUUAGAUAUCUAGCAACUCAUGAAUCCUAAUCUCAUUCGAA